Messenger RNA from Fragaria vesca subsp. vesca, 1122 nucleotides. RefSeq lists its product as uncharacterized. NCBI's taxonomy places the organism in Eukaryota, Viridiplantae, Streptophyta, Magnoliopsida, Rosales, Rosaceae. The transcript has a single exon. Gene Ontology annotation, molecular function: protein binding. The record is from RefSeq and is a predicted model, not a curated record. The coding region runs from base 8 to 967 and encodes 319 amino acids.
UUCAACCAUGAACUCACCCUCAACUCUAGCCUCCUCCUCCUCCUCCUCUUCAUCUCUCUUCCGUAUUAACCACCUCACUCCCACCAAACCCACCCCAACUUCUCUUCUCCGUUUUGCCCCUCCACUUUCCCAUAAUACCCUCAAAGUCUCCGCCUCCACCAACAACUCCGUCCUUCAAACCGCCAAGCAAUACGCCAAAACCGCUAUCCUCAUCGGCGUCACCGCCACCGUCUUCCACCACCACUCCAAACUCCUCGCGCGUGCCGACCACGCGCCGCCUCCUCCCCCGCUCACCGAACCAGCUCCAGCUCCAGAUGAGAGCCACCAGGCCUCUCCGCUGUCCGAUUUCCUCGGCUCCAACGCCGACGCCGUCGCCGCGCUCAAGUCGCUGCUCCAGCAGAAGCUCGAGAGCGGCGAGGACGACGAGGCGCUGAAGAUCCUGCAGCGCCUGGCGGAGGCGCAGCCGGCCGUGACGGAGUGGAAGUUCCUGACGGCGAGGCUUCUGAGCGAGAUGGGGGAGACCGGGAGUGCACGCCAGGUGUUUGAGGAAAUUCUCGAGACGAAUCCGCUGUCGUUUGAGGCCUUGUUUGAGAACGCAUUACUCAUGGACCGCUCCGGCGAGGGCCACGCAGUGAUCAGGCGGCUGGAGGAGGCGCUGAGGGUGGCGGAGGAGGAGAACAAGGUGAAGGAGGCGAGGGAUGUGAAGCUGAUAAUGGCGCAGAUACAGUUCUUGCAGAAGAAUGUGGAAGAUGCUUUGAGUAGUUACAAUGAGUUGGUGAAGGAGGAUCCUAAGGACUUUAGGCCUUAUUUUUGCAGGGGAAUGAUUUACAGCUUGCUUGAGAGGAAUGAUGAGGCGAAAGAACAGUUUGAGAAGUAUCGGCAGCUUUCACCCAAGAAGUUUGAGGUGGAUGGUUACUUGAGAUCGCCAUUGUCAAGAAUCAAGCUUUUCGGCAGCGAUGAGAAUUGAGUUGAGUUGGCUCAACUCGAUGCUUUUACUUACAUUGUUAAACUUCUGUCAUCUGUUGUUUUUGAUUGAGACUUCACUGGAAGUCGAAAAUAAGAGGCUAGACAUUUUUGUUCAUUCGAUUUAGUAAUAACAUCAUGAUAUAAAAUGCAGCAACC